AUGUCAGCCGACGCGCCGCAGUACCAGCACUUCAUCCCACAGUUCAUCCUGAAGAACUUCGGCCAUCCUUACAAGUGCCCCAAGGCCCCUGCCAAUGGCUCAAAAUGCAAGAAGCACCAUCACGAAAAAGGAAGAUACCCCGGCAACCCUGUCGUAAAUUGCUUGGAACUUUUGCCAGAGGGUUACAAGACUAAGGAGCUUUCUGUCAAACGCGUAUGCGGCCUGGUUGACAUGUACACAGAUCAGUCGCCAAACGCACAAAUCCCUCGCGAAUUGGAGGGCAAAUUCAGCAGGCUAGAGGACAAAACGAGUGUUGUGAUUCGCAAGAUAAUUGGUGCUCACCAACGUGGAGAAGGAAAGGUCAAACUCACAAGGACACAGCAAACAAUACUUCGCAAGUUCGUUUAUCUACUCAAUCAACGAGGUUCGGGCUUCUUCAAGACAUACAACUGCAACAGCAUCAACGACUAUAAAAGUAACGACCAGGACCUUCUGAAAGAGUUUAUGGAUCGACGUGGAAUUCAACGACCGUUAGAUGUUUGGUUAGGGGCCUUGAGUGCUAUCAUCGAUCUCGAUAUGAGCGUAACAGCAAAUUGGCAACAAACUCUCAAAUCAACUGUCUACCAUGGCCUAUUCCUCCAUUUCGUGGAAAACAUCACCGAGUUUUGGAUGUCCUUCUGCACCCCUUCCAGCGAGGACCAAGAGUUCAUUCUCUCUGACACGGGAAGCCAUGUGUACGAAGGACCAACCGUCGAUUUUCAGGACAAGACAACAGGAGAGUUCCUGAGUCUAGCACCCCGCUUCCAUCUAUUUGCGCCUAUUUCUCCACGAUUGAUGAUCGUCUUGAGAAGUAAGCAUCUUCCAGAGCCACAUGAGGAUAGCAAUCCCGAGAUAAAGGCUAUGCGUCAGCUUCAACGAGAGAUUGAAAUCGACUUGAUCUAUGGCCCAGGAACAACAUCCAUAUUAGAAGAUCUCCCUGUUCACAAAGCUAUCAAUAGCUACUCGACCUUGGUGAACGGAAUAUUGACAAAACGACCAGGCUGGGAUGAACAACUUCGUCAGACUGAUACCUUCUCAUUCCCAUUCUUCAAAAUUUCCAGGCGACAUGCCCGUAUCAUCAACGGUCUUCUGCUGGACCAUGCCUUUCACGGCUUAACAGUCAUCUUUAACAAAAAGACCGCAUUCUUGGAUCUCCUUGAAUGGUUCUUGACGGAACCUUGCGAGGUUGGCAAAAGACUGGGCGGAGAACACCACGCAGAGCAGAUGAGGUAUCUUACGCGGUUGACGGCUUUGAUGCAUGCCGAAGGGCGAAAUGUCUCACUUCGUACCACGAAUAAGCCAGUCAGCAAUCAUCUUGACAUCGAGAGUUAUAAGAACCAGAAUAAUGCUGCCGCACGGUGGCUUGAUGGCCUUGAUAAGAGCCCGGCCGACAAAGAAGAGGCCAAAGACAGCCGAGAACAAGGCCAUGAUGCCAAGAUUGAUGCAAACCAACAGAUCAAAUUCGAUCUUCAAGAUGAGUCGGAUGAAGAAGGAAAUGACAUCGAGGACCACCCUAUUGAGCUUGAUCCGACUGCGAAGUUUGGAGAUGGCUCUAGGGAAGAUCAACUUGUUGCUAUGGUUUACGAGAUGCUCGCAGAUCGAUGGGUCUCACCAGAUCUGGGCCCUAAGAUCCUGUCACGAGCGCAAGUUAUGCCUGAGAACGUGAAUGAAUCAUGCGUGAUGUUUCGGGUCUGGCUUAUAAAUGGGCAACUGGACCGAAGGAAGGAACUGCCGGGCACAGACAGACAAGAAAGAUUGCUCGGGCGAUACCAGUUGCAACAAUCCCCUAUACUUUUCUGGUUGUUCCUGAAACAAUGCAGACAUCUUCUCUGGAAUAGGGAACUCAAAGAAGCAAAAAAAGGCGACGUCUUUCCUGGAGAGGGCCCUGAAGAUGAAUAUCUAAACGGUGAGGUUACUAUUGUAUCCAUGAGAAUGUUUGUUGAGCUGACAGCACGUAGAAAUGACAAUGCUAGAGCCUCAUGA
This is a messenger RNA of Fusarium mangiferae, 2022 nucleotides long. RefSeq lists its product as uncharacterized. The coding region runs from base 1 to 2022 and encodes 673 amino acids. The record is from RefSeq and is a predicted model, not a curated record. The transcript has a single exon. NCBI's taxonomy places the organism in Eukaryota, Fungi, Ascomycota, Sordariomycetes, Hypocreales, Nectriaceae.